Molecule: messenger RNA, 1563 nt
Organism: Sinocyclocheilus grahami
Lineage: Eukaryota; Metazoa; Chordata; Actinopteri; Cypriniformes; Cyprinidae
Product: bifunctional lysine-specific demethylase and histidyl-hydroxylase NO66-like
Exons: 14
Coding region: 78-1454 (458 amino acids)
Cellular component (GO): nucleolus
Molecular function (GO): histone H3K36 demethylase activity; histone H3K4 demethylase activity
Source: RefSeq, a predicted model, not a curated record
GCGCUGUUUGUCUGUAUUGACUCCAGCAGAAGAAGAGCGCUCAUGUGUCUGGUGGUGUCUAUUUUCACAUCUGAGCCAUGGAAAGAAAGCACAUGUCCGCAUUAUCUAUUUAUCAGUCAUUAUCAGGAGGGACAAAACCACAAGUUCAGGCUAAGUCUCCGCCAGCGAAGAAAACCAAAAGGAAGGAGAAUGGCAUCCAACCAAACAAGAAACCCAAUAAAAAGAAAAGAAUGAGAGCUCUGAAGUCCAGCAUGAGGCUCAGCAGCAGUGAGAAGGAGAAAUCAAAGGCCGAGAAGGACUGUGAGACACAUAAUGGUGAAGGGUUUGAGAGUCCAGCUCUUGAUGCGCUCCUGACGGAUCUGACGAAGGUCAACAACAGCAGAGAUAGAGCCAACAGACUGUUCCAGUGGCUUCUUCACCCAGUCCAAGACAAGAGCUUCUUCAGAGAUAAUUGGGAGAAGAAACCCAUUCUGAUCCAACGACAGAAUCCAGACUAUUACAAAGGACUCUUUUCGACGGCUGAGUUUGACCACAUCUUAAGAAACGAGGACGUGCAGUAUGCAGUGAAUCUGGAUGUGACGAGCUACACAAAUGGAAAAAGAGAGACACACAAUCCUCCAGGAAGAGCGUUACCAUACACUGUGUGGGAUUUUUAUGAGAGCGGCUGUUCUCUCCGAAUGCUCAAUCCUCAAGCGUUUUCCUCCUCUGUGUGGCAAGUGCUCUCUAUUCUUCAGGAGAAGUUUGGCAGUAUGGUGGGCGCAAACGUAUAUCUGACACCAGCGGGGACGCAGGGUUUUGCUCCUCACUAUGACGAUAUAGAAGCGUUCAUUUUGCAGUUGGAGGGCAAAAAGCACUGGAGAGUGUACAACCCUCGACCGCAUAUUUUGAUGCCGCUUGAUUACCUUCAGUUCAUGGGAGUUCAGAACUCUGAGAAGGAAGACCCACGAAGAGACAAAUUCAUUGCACACGUCGAGGGCCUGAUGAAGAAACUGGUCAGUUUUGCGCCAGCCGAUGCUGCUGUGGAUCAGAAAGCCAGAGACUUCCUGCACGACUGCCUUCCACCGGUGCUGAGCGCUGAGGAGAAGGCCAGCAGUGUGUACGGGGCUCCUGCUCGAUGGGGAGACGGUGAGGCCCUUGAUGUGACUGUUCAACUGAAGGGCCAAACCCAAAUCAGACUUGUGCGGGCUGGAGCUGCAAGGUUGUGCGGUGAUGGAGAAACAGUCUCUCUUUUUUACACUACUGAAAACUCCAGAGUCUAUCGUAAAGAAGAGCCCAAGAGCAUUGAGAUGAAAGCAGAGCACAUUGAUGCCAUGGAGUUUCUGAUUCAUUCAUAUCCUAAGUUUGUUUCUGUGGCCAGUUUACCAUGUGAGAAAAUGGAGGCUAAGAUGUCUCUGGCUGAGCUGCUCUUUGAGAAGGGACUGAUCCACACAGCUGAACCUUUGACAGCUGAAUAAAAACAGUAUUUUGUGACUAAAGAAAAUGAGUGUCCUAUGUCAUAUGCUUCUUAUCUGUACUAACUACAUAUUUUUUGUCAAAUGAAAUUAAAGGGUAUUUGUACUUUUU